Molecule: messenger RNA, 1341 nt
Organism: Aspergillus fumigatus Af293
Lineage: Eukaryota; Fungi; Ascomycota; Eurotiomycetes; Eurotiales; Aspergillaceae
Exons: 4
Coding region: 1-1341 (446 amino acids)
Source: RefSeq, a predicted model, not a curated record
AUGCACCCGGUUCUUCCUAGUAGUACCCAGGGCUUCUGUUCAGCUGGCCUCUCAUGCAUCAUCGCGCAAACUUUACCCAUCAAUCGCGUUCAUGCAUGCAUACCCAGGCCACACACCCAGAUCUGCUUCCCAGUCCAAUCUGCAACUUCAUGCCUGAUGAUGGAUCUAUCUGGCCAGGUGCAUAUUCACAUCAAGCCGUCUCUACAUUGCCGACUACAUACGGACAAGAUCUGCACGCUGUUUUGGUUUCCCAAAUACUGGACCCCAACACCCGAGUCCAAGUACUUUCGCACCGUCUUCUCUCUUUUGCAACUGAGCUGCCUUCCUUCGUCUAUCUCUGGUUCCAUUGCCCUUGCUCUCCAGGCAUGUGGCUUCGUCUUCUCAGGUAACGGCCUUUUGCGCCUGUUGACUGCUGAAGUCGAAGACGACGACUGCCUGCUUAUCGAGAAGGUCUUGGCUGAAGAUGGCAAUGUCGAUGACCCAGUGUAUGUGACCUCUGGCGUCAAGCCGGGUACGGUAGCCACAUAUGUUGCGACACCGGACAUGGUAUCCCGUCCCGUUUGUUUCCUUCAGUCAUUGCCAACGCAACCUAACCCCCACACAAAAGCAGCUGAAAAGAAAGAAAGAAUGAUCCUUCUGCUUAGCGUCAAGGACAACGAUCUUCUCAACUGCCAUCGUUUUCAACCCCACAGCGAGGAAGAGCGCUGGAUUGAGCACCCGCUCGACACGACCGAGCCUAUCAUCCUGCACAAGCAGAGCAAGAUGACCAGUGUCUCACUCGUAUCCGGGGCCCACGUGUUCUUCCAGGUGCCCAGUGGCGCUCUUGUGGAUCUGCAGUAUCAGCACGACACGAACCGCUGGACGGCCCAGAUAAUGCGCACGCAGGUUACAGUUCAACCUGGGAGCCCGCUCUGUGCUAUCCAGGGGCCGUCAAGCGUUUCCCUCUUCUUUGUUGGGGACAAUAACUGCAUCUACUAUGUUACCCGAUCCACUGUACAGGAUGCCUCUGAAUGGGAGGUCCUCCCAGGAGCUCGUUUUGAGCAGGUCCCCGACGGACUGCUUGUGGUCCCUGAUGAAGGUGAACCGGGCGCCUUCAUCUCGUACGUGUUGUUGGGAAGCCAGUUGUGCAAGGUGGAUACGACAGGGGAGAAACCAGUGGGAACGAUCGGUGAGGACGGGACCUUCUACCCAAUCGACUCGCAGGAGUCCGCAAUUAUUAUCAACAUAUACUGCCCGACGUUAUUCAUCAACGGGGGCUUGUUUGGUGGAGGAGGGGCCGGUGGUUAUGGAGGCGGAGGCGGAGGGGGUGGAUGGUCCAUGAGAGGAGGCAGGUGGUUCUGA